AGGCAUCGGGCCCCCGGGCGGGGCAACAGGCAUCGGGUCCCCAGGCGGGGCAACCGGCAUCGGGCCCCCAGGCGGAGCGGCGGGCGCCGGGCCCCCAGGAGGGGCGACAGGCAUCGGGCCCCCAGGCGGGGAGACAGGCAUCGGGCCCCCAGGCGGGGCGACAGGCAUUGGGCCCCCAGACGGGGCGGCGGGCGCCAGGCCCCCAGGAGGGGCGACAGGCAUUGGGCCCCCAGGCGGGGCGACAGGCAUCGGGCCCCCAGGCGGGGCAACAGGCAUCGGGCCCCCAGGCGGGGUGACCGGCAUCGGGUCCCCAGGCGGGGCAACAGGCAUCGGACCCCCAGAUGGAGCGACAGGUCUCGGGCCCUCAGGCGGAGCGGCGGGCGCCGGACCCCCAGGUGGAGCGACAAAUCUCGGGCCCUCAGGCGGAGCGGCGGGCGCCGGACCCCCAGGCGGAGCGGCGGGCGCCGGACCCCCAGGCGAGGAGCGGCGGGCGCCGGGCCCCCAGGCGGAGCGACAGGUCUCGGGCCCCCAGGCGGAGCGACAGGUCCCGGGCCCUCAGGCGGAGCGGCGGGCGCCGGACCCCCAGGCGGAGCGACAGGUCUCGGGCCC
Staurois parvus is the source of this 609-nucleotide messenger RNA. The record is from the annotation of a GenBank genome assembly. NCBI's taxonomy places the organism in Eukaryota, Metazoa, Chordata, Amphibia, Anura, Ranidae.